Parastagonospora nodorum SN15 is the source of this 1926-nucleotide messenger RNA. RefSeq lists its product as hypothetical. Gene Ontology annotation, biological process: carbohydrate metabolic process. The transcript is spliced from 5 exons. The record is from RefSeq and is a predicted model, not a curated record. Bases 1 to 1926 code for a protein of 641 amino acids. Gene Ontology annotation, molecular function: chitin binding; hydrolase activity, hydrolyzing O-glycosyl compounds. Lineage: Eukaryota; Fungi; Ascomycota; Dothideomycetes; Pleosporales; Phaeosphaeriaceae.
AUGUACCUCAAAAGCCGAGUGCGGUCAGUAUGGAGUGCCUGGGAAGCAGAACUGUCCUUUGGGCGUGUGUUGCUCCAAGUUUGGGUAUGUACUGAUACACUGGCUCGCGCGCGGAUCUUCAUUAAUCGUGCCGUCAGGUUUUGCGGUUCAACUGACGACUUCUGUGCUGUGAAUUCUGGUUGCCAACAAGGCUUCGGUGGUUGUGGACCAGCCAAACGACCUUCAUGCGGAGGUGGUACCAGUGCGAACAAGCGAACAGUCGGCUACUAUGAGUCGUGGUCCAACACGCGCAAAUGCUCCAGCGUCGCACCAGAAGAUCUCAACCUCAACGGUUUUACGCACAUCAAUUUUGCUUUUGCCUUUUUUGAUCCAUCAUCAUUCCAGAUCGCUCCAAUGGACGGCAAAACUGGGGCGCUGUACAAUCGCUUCACUGGUCUGAAGAGCACCAAUCAAGGUUUGAAAACAUACAUAUCCGUGGGCGGCUGGUCUUUCACAGAUCCUGGUCCCACAAGAACAGCAUUCAGCACUAUGGCUGGCUCCAGUCAAAAUCGCGGCAAGUUCAUCAGCGGAUUAAUGAGCUUUAUGAAUGAGUAUGGAUUCGACGGCGUAGAUCUUGACUGGGAGUACCCCCAAGCCGAUGACCGCGGUGGUGCUGAAGUUGAUAGAGACAAUUACGUCGCACUCGUGAAACAGAUGCGCUCUGCUUUUGGAUCGAAGUACGGUAUUACGGUCACUCUUCCCACUUCGUAUUGGUAUCUACAGCACUUUGACCUUGCUGGUCUGCAGCCCAAUGUCGACUGGUUCAAUCUAAUGAGCUAUGACUUACACGGUAUCUGGGACGCUCAGUCUAAAGCAAUCGGUCCUUAUAUUGCACCACAUACCAACAUCACCGAAAUUGACCUUGGCUUGGACCUGCUAUGGCGAGCUGGUGUGGAUCCCAAGAAUGUCGUGCUUGGCCAGGGCUGGAGUCAUGCUAAGCACAUCUUCAGCCUCCAAGAAAUCAAGGAUAUUGUCUCCAAGAAUAAUCUCAAUCCAACCUGGGACAAGGUAGCUGGCGUCAAGUGGAUCACGUGGGAUAGUAAUCAAUGGGUCAGCUAUGACGACGACGACACCUUUCAGCAAAAGCGCGAUUUCUCCAAUAAACGCUGUCUUGGAGGUACGAUGGUGUGGGCUAUGGAUCAGGUUGAUCAAAAAGCAGACAACGGUCUCGCGCCCGCGUCUGGUGUGACGACUGCAGACCAAGAAGAUGCGAAACAAAAGAGCGGAGAUUUGGCAGCCGGAAUCUCGUGCUAUACCACUGACUGCAAUGUGGCUUGCAUGAAGAGCACGAAUCAAGUCGCGCAGAUGAACGGUCAACCGGGCCAGUUGUCAACAAAUGACCGCUGUGCGAAGGGGCAGUAUCGCAACCUUUGCUGCGCAAGCGGUACUACCAUGGGAAAAUGUCAAUGGAGAGGGUAUCGCGGUGUCGGCCUUUCGUGCAUGGGCGGCUGUGCCGAUGGUGAAACCGAAGUAGUCAAAGAUACCAACAACCAUGUCAAGAAGAAAGACCAAGACUGCGCUGGAGGUCUCCAGAGCUUUUGCUGCAAAGGGUUCAAACCAGCCCUCAACUUUGGAGACCUGGGUAAAUUGGCCGCCGAUGCCGCCAAAGCAGCCGCCGUAGCAGCCGCCGAGCAAGCAGCGCUCGACGUUGCUGCGAAGGCUUUCUGUCGAAUUGCUGUGCCCGCCCUACUAUUGCCACUUGAACUGGCAGAAGAUCUAAUUCCCAUAAUUGGAGAAAUUCUCGAUAUUGCCGAGAUCGCAGCUACGCCGGCCUUGAUCCAGCUGUGUGUGAAGGGUGUGGAGAAGGAGGGCAAGGCCGAAUUCAAGGUCUUUGGCAAGAAACAUACCCUAUCCCUGGACCAGCUGUUCGUCCAAAGCUGCACCUAG